CGCCGCUUUAGGCACCGCCUUCUCUCGAUGCGCCUGUUCUGGGCGCGCAAUGGAAACCGGCUGCUGGUUGCUUGGCGGCGAGUUUGAGGACUCCGUGUUCGAGGAGAGGCAGGAGAGGCGGCCUGAACCGCUUGCGUCCUACCGCGCCAAGCUCUGCGAGCCGCAGUGGUUUUGUGAAGAAACGGGGAGCAGUGAUGAUGUUGAAGCUCUGACUAUCCAGAAAUUCAAAGGGGACCUGGCCUACAGACGGCAGGAGUAUCAGAAAGCACUGCAAGAGUAUUCCGGUAUCUCAGAAAAACUGCCGUCCACGAAUUUUGCCAUGAAAAGGGAUGUCCAGGAAGGCCAGGCUCGGUGUCUCGUUCACCUGGGAAGGCACAAGGAAGCCCUGGAGAUUGCUACACACUUGGAAAAUAAGGCAACUAACACAGACCAUUUAACCACUGUGCUCUACCUCCAGUUUGCGAUUUGUUCAAGUUUGCAGAACUUGGAGAAAACAAUUUUCUGCCUACAGAAACUGAUUUCUUUGCAUCCCUUUAAUCCUUGGAACUGGGGCAGAUUGGGAGAGGCUUACCUGAAUCUGGAGCCAGUGCUUGCGUCAUCUCACAAACAGAACAGUUUCACCUCGAGUGACAAGGCUAUCAAAUCCUCUUGUCCCCACUCAGGAAAAGACUGUCUUUUGUGUCUCCCUGAAAUGUUGCCCGAGAGCUCUGCCUUAUCUGUGGAAACGAGCAGUGGUAAUAACCAGAAGAAUGAGAUAGCAUUUAAAUAUAUUCAAACCUGUAUGGCGGAAGAGAGAGCAGCAGUGUUGCUAGAAACUCAGAUGAAAGCCUGUGCCUCUUUUAUACGAACCAGGCUUUUGCUUCAGCUCGCCCAAUCUCAGCAAACAUCAUUUGCUUUGGAGAGGAACUUAAAGACUCAGCAGGAAAUUGAAGCUAAAAUGAAAGGGUUCAGCUUCAAAGAAGACACUUUGCUGUUGAUAGCAGAGGUUAUGGGCGAAGAUAUCGUCCCAGAAAAAAUAAGAGAUGAGGUUCACACAGAGGUGAAGUGUGUUGGCCCUGCAGCCCUGACUGCCUUGGUGAUCGCGUCUUCGAAAGAAUUUGAAGACAAGUGGUUCAGAAAGAUCAAAGACCACUUCUGUCCCUUUGAAAAUCAGUUCCAUACAGAGAUACAGAUGUUGGUUUAGUGGUCCCUUUAAAAACAGAACAAAACAUCUUGUAUUAAUUGUGCUGGUUUACUUCAGACAGAGUCCACUGCUAAUCAUGGAAUAUACUGAAUUAAAAACAAUUAUUUAUGUCUUAUAAAAAUGGCUUC
This is a messenger RNA of Mesoplodon densirostris (Blainville's beaked whale), 1311 nucleotides long. It is a transcript of the gene C13H8orf76, whose product is annotated as chromosome 13 C8orf76 homolog. Gene Ontology annotation, molecular function: protein binding. The record is from RefSeq and is a predicted model, not a curated record. NCBI's taxonomy places the organism in Eukaryota, Metazoa, Chordata, Mammalia, Artiodactyla, Ziphiidae. Bases 50 to 1183 code for a protein of 377 amino acids. The transcript is spliced from 6 exons.